Messenger RNA from Theobroma umbraticum, 1400 nucleotides. RefSeq lists its product as uncharacterized. The record is from RefSeq and is a predicted model, not a curated record. Gene Ontology annotation, cellular component: endoplasmic reticulum; COPII-coated ER to Golgi transport vesicle. Lineage: Eukaryota; Viridiplantae; Streptophyta; Magnoliopsida; Malvales; Malvaceae.
UAGACUUAAAUAUAGCUUUUCUCUUUGUUCUUGUUCUUGGUAUUGGUGAUAUUAGUGAGGUGAUAUUUUUCCAUCAAACUCUUUCUUUUUCUGGUAUUCGUCACAGGAUUAUAUCUGCAUGCUGUGACUGAAACAAAGCUUGUGGUAGAUACUUCAAGGGGGGAAACUCUACGCAUCAAUUUUGAUGUCACAUUUCCUGCUCUUGCAUGCUCAAUCCUCAGCCUUGAUGCAAUGGACAUCAGUGGAGAGCAACAUCUUGAUGUGAGACAUGACAUAAUUAAGAAAAGGUUAGAUGCACAUGGCAAUGUUAUAGAAUCGAGGCAAGAGGGAAUUGGUGCUCCCAAGAUUGAGAAGCCUUUACAGAGGCAUGGUGGCAGGCUCGAGCACAAUGAGACAUAUUGCGGUUCAUGUUAUGGUGCGGAAGCGUCUGAUGAUGAUUGUUGCAACUCCUGUGAGGAUGUUCGUGAAGCAUACAGAAAGAAAGGUUGGGCUUUGUCAAAUCCAGAUUUAAUUGACCAGUGUAAGAGAGAGGGUUUCCUUCAGAAGAUUAAGGAUGAAGAAGGUGAAGGGUGUAAUAUAUAUGGCUUUUUAGAAGUUAAUAAGGUGGCAGGGAAUUUUCAUUUUGCACCUGGGAAAAGCUUUCAGCAAUCAAAUGUUCAUGUACAUGACUUGCUGGCAUUUCAAAAGGACAGUUUUAAUAUAAGUCACAAGAUCAAUAGAUUAGCCUUUGGAGAUUACUUCCCUGGUGUUGUGAAUCCUCUGGAUGGUGUUCACUGGACACAAGAACAACCAAGUGGGAUGUAUCAGUACUUUAUCAAGGUUGUACCUACUGUGUAUACAGAUGUGAGUGGACACACUAUCCAGUCAAAUCAGUUUUCUGUAACAGAGCAUUUUAAGGGUGCAGAUAUAAAUCGUCUUCAGUCCCUCCCAGGAGUUUUCUUCUUUUAUGACCUUUCACCUAUCAAGGUGACUUUCACAGAGCAGCAUGUCUCAUUCUUGCACUUUCUAACAAAUGUGUGUGCUAUAGUUGGAGGUGUUUUCACAGUUUCGGGAAUAUUAGACUCUUUCAUAUACCAUGGUCAAAGAGCAAUCAGGAAGAAAAUGGAAAUCGGUAAAUUUAGUUGAUGAUAGAUCCAGGUAGCAUGAGUUGUUGCUGUUUUGUCUGCCAGUAACUGGUGCUUGGGAAAAAUCAAACCGAGUAAAUGAGAAGAUGAUUGCGAUGCAGUACCUGUUCAGUUGUUAGCUUCCUUGUAAUCAUGACUGAAAUUUUGUUUUGACGCAUUCCAUGGUUGAUUUAGACUGAUUUAUAUAGUUUUUGUAGCCUUGAAAUCAAAGAGUCCUAAAACAGGCUUUGGAUAUAUGAAUACAUGUUUGAAAUGAGAAGCGUGGGGGUUGGAUAA